Molecule: messenger RNA, 273 nt
Organism: Opisthorchis viverrini
Lineage: Eukaryota; Metazoa; Platyhelminthes; Trematoda; Opisthorchiida; Opisthorchiidae
Exons: 1
Coding region: 1-273 (90 amino acids)
Source: RefSeq, a predicted model, not a curated record
AUGGUAUCAAAUGUAUACGUGCAAAUGUCUGCGGGCGUUCAGACCAUUUCAGAAGGUGAAGGUGGGAUUCCCGCACGUAGACAGUAUAUCAGAUGGGUUCCAGUGUGUGGUUCUCAGAAACUUGAUCGGCCAGGCGCAACGAUCGGGUUCACAAGAGUUCUAGUUGCCAUUGAGGACCCGGAAAAUCACUUGGUCAAUGUGGGGAAGGAGGAUGGGUUCCGUCAGACCUCUCAGCUGGGUACACCCGAUGCUGAGGACAAAUUCGAAAAGUGA